This is a messenger RNA of Haliotis rufescens (red abalone), 1510 nucleotides long. RefSeq names its product betaine--homocysteine S-methyltransferase 1-like. NCBI's taxonomy places the organism in Eukaryota, Metazoa, Mollusca, Gastropoda, Lepetellida, Haliotidae. The transcript is spliced from 7 exons. Gene Ontology annotation, molecular function: methyltransferase activity; zinc ion binding. Bases 140 to 1192 code for a protein of 350 amino acids. The record is from RefSeq and is a predicted model, not a curated record.
CGGAUUUUCAAAGUGGAAACGCAUUUACAACAACCGAACCGCCUCCAUGCUUGAGUGACAUGGAUAUGUUGUAUAUAAGUAGCGACACAUUGCUAAAACAGCACUCAUCUAACUAACAGUCGGAGGUUCACUUGCAACAAUGUCGAAGAAAGGAUUUAUGGAGCGUUUGGAGAAUGGCGGCGACGUCAUCAUGGCAGAAGGCUUCGUGUUUGAGUUUGAGAGAAGGGGCUAUCUACGCGCAGGGCCGUUUGUUCCAGAGGUGGUUCUGGAUUAUCCACACCUUGUCAGAAGUCUGAGUGAGGAGUUUGUCCACGCUGGAAGUGAAGUCGUCCUGGCGUUUACCUAUUAUGGCCACCGGGAGAAGCUGAGGCUGAUCGGGAAGGAACAUCUUCUGGAGAAACUCAACAAGGAUGCUCUGAAGAUUGCGAAAGAAGUGGCUGACGAGUCCGGGACGCUGAUGGCGGGGAACAUCUGCAACACCACUAGAUAUAGGAAAGAUAGCCAAGAACACAUUGAGCAGACCGAAGCAAUAUUUAAGGAGCAGAUAGAGUGGGCGGUGGAGUACGAUGCUGACCUGAUACUGGCUGAAACAUUUGUUGAACUUGGGGAAGCCAAGCUUGCUCUUGAGUGCAUCCAGAAGUAUGGACAAGGCAAACCGUCCGUUGUGAACAUUAACCCUAUCGCCGCCGACAAGACUCUUGAUGGUAUACCCUACGCCGAAGCCUGCCGCCAGCUGGAAGCUGCUGGGGCCAACGUUGUAGGCUACAACUGUUGUCGCGGACCCGCUACUACCAUCCCGCUGAUCCGGGAGCUGAGAAAGACUUGCAAGGGUCCGAUAGCUGCCUUCCCUGUUCCCUACAGAACAUCACCUGAGUUCCCCACAAUGCAGUCGCUUAUUGACCCGUAUACAGGCAAGAGGGCCUUCCCAGACCUCUCUUCCCAACUGUGUGGGGUAGCGGAGGUGACGGAUUUCGCCAAAGAAUGCAAAGAAAUCGGUGUCCAGUUUGUCGGCCUCUGUUGCGGAAACACGCCGGCGAUGACAAGAGCCGUCGCCGAGGCCUACGGUCGUCGUCCACCUGCCUCCAUCUUCUCUCCAAACAUGGAGAAACAUUUCAUCUUCGGAAAGGACAAAUACUUCUCCGACAACUUCUACCUGACCCAGCUUAGAGAGGGCAUGUCGAAAACCAAGUGAUCUGACAUGGUCAGACAAACUCUUGACUCACAUUUUAAAAGCUGUUAUGUAUCAGCUGUUGUGAACAUUAAUUUGCACAUAAAGUAUUAUAUUCCAGAUACCAAGUAUCUAUCAAUCCUGCUUGUAGCUAGUUUGUAGCUAGUAAAUACCUCAUUUAGACGCCAAUAGCCUUGCCUUUUCGAAGUCAGGUUUCUUAGUUUGUGAGAUAAUGGUAUGUAUUGUGCUGUAUUGUCCACUCAGGAGAUGAUACGAUUUCACGCAAUAUUUCAAAAUGUUGUUUUGUUGUAUUCUCUCACAUAAAAUAGUAUAAUACUAUAA